Messenger RNA from Nothoprocta perdicaria, 4533 nucleotides. RefSeq names its product protocadherin gamma-C5-like. The transcript is spliced from 4 exons. The record is from RefSeq and is a predicted model, not a curated record. Gene Ontology annotation, biological process: homophilic cell-cell adhesion. NCBI's taxonomy places the organism in Eukaryota, Metazoa, Chordata, Aves, Tinamiformes, Tinamidae. Gene Ontology annotation, cellular component: plasma membrane. The coding region runs from base 45 to 2840 and encodes 931 amino acids. Gene Ontology annotation, molecular function: calcium ion binding.
GCAAACCGCAGAGGCGCGGGCGGGGAGAGCUGCCGUCCUGUGCGAUGAAAGGUGUUGCUGCAAGGAGCCGCCGGGUGACGACGGGGCAGGUACUGAGUUUCUUGGUUUUGCUCGGCGUUUUCGACUGGGCUUCCGCCGCGAUCCGCUAUGCGAUUCCCGAGGAGGCGCGGAGAGGCUCCGCAGUGGGAAACGUGGUAGCUGACCUAAAGCUGGACCUCGGGCGGCUGGCGGAUCGCCGGCUCCAGGUCGUGUCCGGCGGCAGUAAGAAGUACUUCAGGGUGGAUCUAAAGAGCGGCGCGCUGCUCGUGGGCGAGCGGAUAGACCGAGAGGAACUCUGCGGCACCGUGUCUCCCUGCUCCUUGAGCUUUGAGAUCUUGGUGGAGAAGCCGCUGGAACUGUAUAGCGGCGUCGUAGAGAUCCAGGAUAUCAAUGACAACGACCCAGUUUUCCCGAGCAGACAGACGAGGCUGGAAAUCAGCGAGUCGGUGGCGCCCGGGGCGCGCUUCCCGCUAGAGAGCGCACAAGACGCCGAUGUGGGAAUUAACUCUUUGCAGACUUACCAGCUGAGUGCCAACCCGCAUUUUGUCCUGGAUGUGCAGACGAGGGGAGAUGGUAGCAAGCAUGCAGAGUUGGUUCUAGAGAAGGAGCUAGAUAGGGAGGAGCAGCGGGAACUUCUCUUGGUCCUGACCGCGCUCGAUGGAGGCAGCCCGCCRCGGUCUGCUAGCGUGCAGAUCCACAUUGACGUUGUGGACGCCAACGAUAACGCCCCAGUCUUCAACCACUCCACCUACAAGGCGAGCGUGAAGGAGAACACGCCCAGUGGCACCCUGGUGGCCAAGAUCAGCGCUUACGAUCUGGAUGAUGGGCCCAACGGAGACAUCGUCUACUCUUUCAGCAGCCACACAUUGGCAAAGGUGCGAGAACUCUUCUCAUUGGACUCGGCCACGGGAGAGCUGAAGGUCAAAGGGCAGCUGGACUAUGAGGAAACGAAGCUGUACGAGAUUUAUUUACAAGCUAAAGACAAGGGCGUCGUUCCUGGCGUAGCUCAUUGCAAAGUGCUGGUGGAAGUCGUGGAUGUGAACGACAAUGCUCCGGAGGUGACAGUGACCUCUGUGUAUAGCCCUGUGCCUGAGGAUGCUGCCCCAGGGACAGUCGUAGCUCUGUUGAGCGUAACAGACCUGGACUCCGGGGACAACGGUCUGGUGAACUGCUUUAUUUCCCCCGGGAUCCCAUUCGCACUCAGCUCCUCCCUCAAAAACUACUACACGUUGAAAACGAAAGAGGCUCUGGAUCGCGAAGAAGCAUCAAAGUAUAACAUCACUAUCACUGCCAGGGACUUGGGCUCACCACCYUUGUCUGCAGUAAAAUACCUCCUAGUUCAGGUUUCGGACGUCAAUGACAACGCACCCAAGUCUCUCCAGGASCACUACGACGUAUAUGUGCCGGAGAACAACGUAGCUGGCAUCCCUAUCCUAAACAUAAGUGCCACAGAUCCGGACCUGGGGCCCAACUCCCGUCUCUCGUAUGUCCUUCUUCAGGGUGACCCUGCAGUGAGCCGCCUCUUCUCCAUCAACCAGGAGAAUGGCACCCUCUUCCUGCUCGCCUCCCUGGACCAUGAAGACCAGGUGAAGUUUAGCAUGAUGGUGCAGGUCCAUGACGGUGGUUCUCUACCGCUGUCCACCAACCUAUCGGUCAAUGUAUUUGUCACAGACCUCAACGACAACGCCCCAGUCGUGCUGUAUCCUCGUCCCAACUCGACUGACGUGGUGGAGCCAGGCACUCCCGCCAGGCAUAUGGUCACCAAAGUGGUGGCUGUGGAUCCAGACGUGGGGUAUAACGCCUGGAUYUCGUACACCUUGCUGCAGGCUACUGACCCCAGUCUCUUCUCGGUUGGGCUGCACAGCGGAGAGGUCCUCACAGCACGACAACUCCGAGAGGAUGAGACGCCCCAACACACGCUGGUCAUCCUGCUGAAGGACCACGGAGAGCCUGCGCUGUCUGCCAGCGUCACCGUCACCAUCUCCGUGGAUGAGAUGGUCAAAGAGACACUCAUUGACCUCACGGACAUGGCGCCCGCCCACGACUCCAGGAGGCACGUGACUUUCUAUCUCAUCCUGGCUGUGAUUUUAGUCUCGGCGGCUUUCUUCAUCACCGUAGUGUCCGUGGGCAUUUUCAAGUGCUACAAAUGGAGGCAGUCGAAGGAGCUGUUCAACAACUCCAGGAGCACCCUGUACAGGACGCCGGGGCCUUUCCACCACAUCGAUGCUGUGCGAGGUGGCAUCACACCGCCCAAUUUCUACCAUCAGGUUUAUCUCACCACAGACUCCCGCCAGAGCGAUGUCCUGUGCAAAAAGCCCUUCACUUCCAGCCCCCUGGGGAGCCGCCAGAACACCAUGAGGAAUGGAGAGCCGGGACUGUACCAUCAGAUCGUGGGCACGGCCAGCCGGCUCCCCAAGCCCGCCGAGCAAGCUCAGCCUAACACAGACUGGCGCUUCUCUCAGACCCAGAGACCUGGAACCAGUGGCUCCCAGAAUGGAGAGGAAGGUGGAGCUUGGCCGAAUAACCAGUUUGACACGGAAAUGCUUCAAGCCAUGAUCCUGGCUUCAGCGAACGAAGCUGCCGAUGGGAACGCGACUCUGGGCGCAGGAACGGGCACCAUGGGCCUGAGCGCCCGCUACGGCCCCCAGUUCACCCUGCAGCACGUCCCCGACUACCGGCAGAACGUGUACAUCCCGGGCAGCACCGCCACGCUCACCAACGCCGCGGGCAAGCGCGACGCCAAGAACGCCGGCUCCGCCGGUGGCAACAAGAAGAAGUCCAACAAGAAGGAGAAGAAGUAGGGUUGACAGGAGACCAUCUGCAGCUUAGAUCUACAGGGCAGACCGCUCCAGCACUCCCCCAAAUCACAGCCUAGGACGGAGGAUGAAUGUGAAUCUUGCGACACUAAAGUAGGAAAAGCGACGAAUGUAUCUCAUCAUCAGAGCUAGGAGUAGGGUCUCGCUACUGUUAGAUCUCAUGAUGAAACUCAAUCUGGAAACAAAACCUAACAAAACAAAACAAAACAAAAAAACAAGUGCCCUGUUAAUACUAGCUAAUAUUUUAUACAGUCCCUCGGGUAAUGGAAAUAUGCAAGGGUGGAAGGUCUUUUAACCAUGUCUUUGGAUUCGAUUUGCUCCCCGAUAGUCUGAGAAAGGCACAAGGCUUGUGCUUGGCUUCGCCUAGUGUAAAUAAUUUUAACAUUUUUUUUUUAAUUGAUAGACAUUUGAUCAUUUGUGGAAGGAGAAAGUUCCUAGGUUGGAGCCCAUGUUCAAGAUUUUGCUGUUUAUCUUUCUAUUAGUAAAGUUCACUCUGAGUUAGGGAUUUCGUGCUAAGAAGUUGGGAGGGAGUGCUUCAGUUCCUGUUUACCUGUUAUCUUAAAAAAAGUAAGUGUUUAUAUUGCAUGAGUCAAAGGGAAUACGGUAAAGCUGCAUCCUAAACAUUUUUUUUUUAGUGCAACCAGUGAUGGCCUGAAAUAUAAUACUAAAAGUCACCAUGUCUGAGAGACAGGGAAUUCGAUCUAACCACGGUGGAAGAGUGUUCUACUCUCUACCAAGGUGUACAAAAGCUGUCCUAACGAUUACAGAGGUCUCUAAAGAGCAGACACAUCUCAUACGUUCUUUGCAGUAAAUAUUUAUAUGUACAGUAAAUGUUUUCUUUUCUGGAAUUAAAGUUAAGAAAGUCUUAGUGCCCUGCUGCGAGAUAGGAGCUGCAGCUCCUUCAAGCAGUGACAUAGCUGAGGCCUUACCGAGGCCUUGGGCUACUUGAGUAAGUUUUGAUCUGCUUGUAGGGAACGGAGACCAAGCUUCACAUUUCUGCACAUCAGUGUCUGCAUGCAAAUUACUCACUUCACAUCUCCAGUAGAGCAGUGAACUCCACGGAUGUAGAGAAGUCAUUGCAUGCCCAUGCAAGCAUGGUAUAAAUACGCCGGCAGAUAAACGAGUCUAAGUGCAGAUUGAGCAGUGUCUAUCUAGGGUUCAGUUGGGUUCAGUAACACAAGAUGGGGAGAGUUGGAGAGGCCCUGCUCCCAAAGGGGUGUUGAUGAGAACUGCCUGUGAGUAGCUGUGGUUCCUUGGCCUUCAGCAUUGGCUGCUGAGUAGGUGACAGCUGGUUUGGUGGCACUGGGUGGUCAGACCUGUGUAAGGGACACGAGACCUGGAAAUGAGUGUGUGUGGUGUUGCCUGCAAAGCCAGUGAGCCUGGGUGGAGAUGGAGUUGGUUGGAGACCUGGGGCUCAGAGGAUUCUGGCUCCCUGCGGGUUGCUCCACCCAGACAGGUAGAUGGGACUCAACCCAGGCUGGACCUGCAGCCCAGUUUGUGUUUGAUGUUACCACUGGCUUUGGACUCUCCACCACACAGCUGGAGCAGAAGGACCAGGAAUGGGAUUUCUGCACCACGUGCCCUUCACCUCUCUGUCCCUUCUCCUGCUGGUAUAAACGCCACAAAGGGAAGGUGCCUUGUGCCCACAGCCCCACAUCAGCCUGGUCUUGGGGUCUCC